Messenger RNA from Ictalurus furcatus (blue catfish), 2072 nucleotides. RefSeq names its product claudin-34-like. Gene Ontology annotation, molecular function: structural molecule activity. The record is from RefSeq and is a predicted model, not a curated record. Bases 738 to 1520 code for a protein of 260 amino acids. The transcript is spliced from 2 exons. Lineage: Eukaryota; Metazoa; Chordata; Actinopteri; Siluriformes; Ictaluridae. Gene Ontology annotation, biological process: bicellular tight junction assembly; cell adhesion. Gene Ontology annotation, cellular component: bicellular tight junction; plasma membrane.
ACUUUAUUUAUUUAAGAUCCUAAAGCUCAGAUGAUGUAGUCCACCAUCAUCAUAAAACGACAACUAUGAACACACAGAGCAUGAACUGGUGUAUUUCAAAUUCCAGCAUUAAAUGGGUGAUGAAGUAUAAUUUCAGCUUGUCUUUGUAUUUUUCUUACAAAGUUGGGCCAUGUAGACUUUCUAAAGAUGCCACACCCUCUAACCAACUAAUCUUUCUGUGACUUUUCUCAUAUAUUCUGUCACAGUUACUGGCAUCAUGCCCCAUUUCAUGUUCAUUGCGCCAUAAUGUUUCAUUGCUUUGAUGGUAGAAAUGUAAUCAUUUUUGUCUUAUCUCUCAGGAUUUUAUUGUACCAUUUCAGCCAGCUUUACAAUGUCUAACCUUAACAGUAUCUGUGACGUAGGAUGUCAUGCCCCAGCAUCUGAGAGGUGUGUGUAUGGGCAGUUAAUAAUUGACACACAAUUUUUUCUAUAUUUGCUCUGAAUGGUUGCGAGAAGGAAGUGAGGCUUUUACCGAGUUUAAUUGACAUUGGACAGCUUAAGGGACGCUGCUGGUGUGUUUGUCAGGUUUCUUGGAGACAGGACGAGAGGACCUGCAUAGAGAUCUCAGUCCAUUUCAGAUAAAUCAACUCAAGCGCACACUAAUACACAGAUUCCAUUCAGUUAGGAAGACUGUAUGCUUUACCUGACAAUGGAAGAAGGUAAAAUGGUGUACACUGGACACUAAAAGCUAGUGUAUCAUGCCAUACCUGGCCCACACUGCCCAUGCCCAGUUUGUGGCGUUCUGGGUGGGUGUGAUUGGCUGGAUCCUCACCAUCGUAACAAUCGGCUUGGUGGAGUGGAGGGUGUGGGAGGUAUCCGACCUGUCCAUCAUCACCUCUGGUCUGGCCUGGGUGGGCAUCUGGAGGGUGUGCUUUUUCAGCAAUGUACUUGUCACGUCUGAGUACAAGGUCAUGUACUGCCAGCGGAUGCAACUGACAGACGCUUACAUGCCUAAUGAGAUUGCUGUUGCUCAGGCGCUCAUGUUGCUAGCCUUCAUCUUGGGAUUUUUUGGUCAAUCCAGCAUCAUUUAUGGACUCAGGAACAUCUACUUUGGACUUGAUGAGACCAGAUCUAUCACACUGGCUUUUUCCUUCGGUGGGGGACUUUUGUUACUUGCUGGUGUGGCCUCAUUUAUUCCUCUUUUCUGGAACUUAAGCGCCGUGGUGACUAACCAGACCAUCAAUUUUCCACCUAACUUCAACAUGCCCCCAGCUCCUGAUAAUCAGUAUGUUGGUUCAGGUAUCAUUGUUGGAAUUUUUGCAUCCAUCUUGGUGGUGUUGAGUGGAACAGUGUUCCUGUCCUACAAGCUACCAGAAGGACUGAGCUCCAAAAUCAGACCUUCAAGGACAAAGGAGAACCACUGUGGACUGAGUGAAACUGGGAUGGCAGUGCAUGUAAAAUCCGGACAAAUGGCCGCGCAAGACAGAAAGAAUGACCUAGGUAUUGACAACCUGGCCUUCCAGUCCCAGAAGGAUGGGUGAAUGUAGGUUUUGAUUUUUCAAUCAUGAACUCAUGCUAUGAAUGCUUCAUAAUAUGACCGUGCAUUGAAAUGCUAGUGUUUUUGAAGGGAAGUUGGGUCAGAAUGUUUACAAGACAAACAAUAUUAGUGCAAUUAAAGUGUGUGUCCUUUGGGUAGGACAGUAAUUGGGAAGUUAUUCAUAAACAUCUGAGUCUCUUUUGAUUUGACUCUUGAUGCCAAGGCAACCAACUUAAACAGAUACACAAUCAAAGCUAAUAAUGUCUAAAGUGAACUAUAUUCUUGAACGUAUUCUGGCACCUUGGUGUACGAAGUGCUCUGGGAAUUAUAUAUUUUCACGUGCAUGUAUAUUGUUUUUGGCUUAUUUAAAAUUUACACCAGUAUCACUCUGGUAAUGUUUGUGAUUUUUUGUUUAAUGAAAGUGAAAAAGCAAAUGUAAAUGAUGACGAGAUGAAAGAAAACAUUGACUUCUGUGUUACUGUAAAUGCAGCUUUAUGUGUAAUCCUGUACAGAGUUAUACCACAGCACUUUUGAAUACUUGAUUCUGAUUGGUCAG